Amphiprion ocellaris (clown anemonefish) is the source of this 8608-nucleotide messenger RNA. RefSeq names its product death-associated protein kinase 1 (gene dapk1). Bases 344 to 4690 code for a protein of 1448 amino acids. Gene Ontology annotation, molecular function: protein serine/threonine kinase activity; protein binding; ATP binding. Gene Ontology annotation, biological process: protein phosphorylation; intracellular signal transduction; positive regulation of apoptotic process. The record is from RefSeq and is a predicted model, not a curated record. The transcript is spliced from 26 exons. NCBI's taxonomy places the organism in Eukaryota, Metazoa, Chordata, Actinopteri, Pomacentridae. Gene Ontology annotation, cellular component: nucleus; cytoplasm.
AGACCUUGAACACAGCGCCAGGACCAGACUGCCUUACAUUGUUAACGUUGAAUUCUCCCGUUUCACGCCAGCAUUUUGUCUUCCGUGAGCCAGACCCGGGUCACGGGCUUUUCCUCGCAAAAUAGAGAGAAAAAAACAACGCGUGAAUUGUGGGGCUACGUUUGGCGGCGGGACACACACCGGAAAGCUGUAAGCUACUUUACGCUCCAGCAUGAGGAGGAUCCACGGCUGCAGCCCUGCCCAGACCGGAGGCUGCUGGUAGGGAUGCUGGAGCUGUGAAGACCCGGUGUGUGUCGUGCGUUUUCGGAGCCUGAGGUCUGGAGGUGAAAAGUGCCUGGACAUCAUGACUGUUUUCAACCCGGAAAAUGUUGAGGAAUUUUACGAAAUCGGAGACGAGCUGGGGAGUGGUCAGUUUGCUGUGGUCAGAAGAUGCCGGCACAGGAACACAGGUGUGGAAUACGCCGCCAAAUUCAUCAAGAAGCGGCGCAGCAAGUCGAGUCGACGAGGGGUGACGAGGGAGGACAUAGAGCGUGAGGUGAACAUCCUGAAGGAGAUCCAGCACCCGAACAUCAUCACGCUGCACGAAGUCUUUGAAAACAAGGCUGAGGUCAUCCUGAUCCUGGAGCUUGUGGCCGGUGGUGAGCUGUUUGACUUCUUGGCAGAGAAGGAGUCGCUGAGCGAGGAGGAGGCCACGCAGUUCCUCAAGCAGAUCCUGGAUGGAGUCUUCUACCUGCACUCCAAGCAGAUCGCUCACUUCGACCUCAAGCCGGAGAACAUCAUGCUGCUGAACCGCUCAGUGCCUCAUCCGCGCAUCAAGCUCAUUGACUUUGGACUGGCCCACAAGAUAGAUUUUGGCAAUGAUUUUAAAAACAUUUUUGGAACGCCAGAGUUUGUAGCUCCAGAAGUAGUCAACUAUGAACCUUUGGGCCUGGAGGCAGACAUGUGGAGUGUUGGUGUGAUAACCUACAUCCUUCUGAGCGGUGCAUCUCCGUUCCUGGGUGACAACAAGCAGGAGACGCUGGCCAACGUGUCGGCCGUGGAUUAUACGUUCGACGAGGAGUUCUUCAGCAACACCAGCGUCCUGGCCAAAGACUUCAUCGCAAGACUCCUUGUUAAAGAUCCAAAAAAAAGAAUGACGAUUCAGGACAGCCUCCAGCACCCCUGGAUCAAGCCAAAAGACACUCAGCAAGCACUGAGCAGGAAGGAGUCGGCUGUCAACAUGGAAAAGUUCAAAAAGUUUGCAGCUCGAAGAAAGUGGAAACAAUCCGUCCGACUUAUCUCCUUAUGCAACCGGCUGUCCCGCUCUUUCCUGUCCAGAAGCAACAUAAGUGUGGCGCGCAGCGACGACACGCUGGAUGAGGAAGACUCCUUUGUGAUGAAGGCCAUCAUCCACGCCAUAAACGAUGACAACGUGCCCGGUCUGCAGCAUCUGCUCGGCUCGUUGAACAGUUACGACGUCAACCAACCCAACAAGCACGGGACCCCUCCCCUCCUGAUUGCAGCCGGCUGCGGCAACAUUCAGAUCAUCGAGGUGCUGAUGAGAAAAGGUGCAGAGAUCCAGGCCCAUGACAAGAGUGGAGCCAACGCUGUCUACUACGCAGCGAGACACGGCCACGUUGAGACCCUGAAAUUCCUCCAUGAAAAGAAAUGCCCUCUGGAUGUCCAAGAUAAGUCUGGAGAAACUGCUCUCCAUGUGGCGGCUCGCUAUGGCAACGUGGAUGUGGUGAGCUACCUGUGCAGCAUCCGGGCCAACCCAGACCUGGCAGACAGGGAGCAGGAGACGCCGCUGCAUUGCGCCGCCUGGCACGGCUACUCUGCUGUAGCCCGAGCUCUCUGCCAGGCCGGCUGCCACGUGGACGCAAAGAACCGCGAGGGCGAGAGUUCGCUGCUGACAGCGUCUGCUCGAGGCUUCGUGGACAUCGUGGAGUGUCUGGUGGAGCACAGGGCCGAUCUAGAAACAACUGACAAGGACGGCCACACGGCUCUCCACCUGGCUGUACGUAGGUGUCAGGUUGACGUUGUCCGCUGCCUCCUCAGACACCACUGCCACCUAGACCGGCAGGAUCGCCAUGGCAACACGCCGCUCCACAUCGCCUGUAAGGACGGAAAUCUGCCCAUCGUCAUGGCGAUCUGCAGUGCUAAGGCCAGCCUCGACCUCCCCAACAAGUAUGGCAGAACUCCCCUCCACCUGGCUGCUAACAACGGGAGCCUGGAGGUCGUUCGUCAUCUCUGCCUUUCCGGAGCAAACAUCGACGCCGUCACCAACGAUGGAAAAACAGCAGAAGAUUUGGCUUCUACCGAUCAACAUGAACACAUAAUUGGAUUGUUGGGCAAGCUUAAAAAGGACAACCACAAACUGAGCUACAUCCAGCAGCUACGGCCCACUCAGACCGUCCAGCCCAGGAUCAAACUAAAGCUGUUCGGACACUCUGGAGCCGGGAAGAGCAGCCUGCUGGAGUCUCUGAAGUGUGGCAUCCUGAGGAGCUUCUUCAGGAGGAGGAGGACACGUAUGACCAACACGGCCCGACACCCCAACUCCCCCAUCAGCUCCAAACCUGCAGUGUCAGUGAGCAUUUCCAACCUGUAUCCAGGCUGUGAGAACGUGAGCGUGAGGAGUCGCAGCAUGAUGUUCGAGCCCAGCCUGACCAAAGGAGUCCUGGAGGUUUUCUCUCCGGUCCACAACGCUCUGUCCACCGCCGACGAACAGGCCACGAAGGCCAUCGACAUCCAGCACGCCAACAUCCACGGUGUGGGCGAUUUCAGCGUGUGGGAGUUUUCAGGGAAUCCGGUCUAUUACUGCUCCUACGACUACUUUGCGGCCAACGACGUCACAGCGAUCCACCUGGUUCUGUUCAGCCUGGAGGAGCCGUAUGAGACCCAGCUGAGUCACAUCACCUACUGGCUGAACCUGCUCAAAGCUCUCACCCUGCCACAGGACAACAUCGCGUUCGGAGGUCGGAUCCAGCAGCCUCUCGUGGUCGUCCUGGUGGCGACGCAUGCUGACCUCGCUGACGUCCCCAGAGCUUUUUCUGGAGAGUUCAGCUACGACAAGGAGAGAGCUCUGCUCAAAGAAGUCCGGAACAGGUUUGGGAACGACCUGCAGAUCAGCGACAAACUGUUUGUAAUGGACGCCGGAGCCUCAAACUCCAAAGACAUGAAGCUGCUGAGGACUCACCUGCAGGAGCUUCGCAGCAACAUCAUCUCUAGGUGUAGUCCGAUGACGCUGCUGUCGGAGCGUUUGCUGGCCACCCUGCCGGCCUGGAGGAAGCUGAGCGGGCCGAACCAGCUCACGUCAUGGCAGCAGUUUGUCAGCGACGUCCAGGAGCACCUCAACCCGCUGGUCAGCCAGGAUCACCUCCGAUCACUGGCCCUGCAGCUCCACAGCAUGGGGGAGAUCAACAUCAUGCAGAGUGAGACGGUUCAGGACGUCGUUCUUCUGGAGCCCCGCUGGCUCUGCAGCAACAUUCUCGGCAAGCUGCUGUCCGUGGAGACGCCCAAGGCCAUCCACCACUACAGGGGGCGCUACAGGCUGGAGGAGGUUCAGGCUCUGGCGCCCGAAAGCGACGUGGACGAGCUGCUGCAGAUCCUGGACGCCAUGGACGUCUGCGCCCGCGACGCCACCAACCCCUCCAUGGUGGACGUUCCCGCCCUCAUCAAGACCAACGGCCUCCACCGCUCCUGGACCGAAGAGGAGGAGGAGGAGUCGCUGCUCUACGGAGGCGUCCGGCUCGUCCCCGCCGAGCACCUCACCCCCUUCCCCUGUGGCCUCUUUCACAAGCUGCAGGUGAAUCUGUGUCGCUGGAGCCACCAGCAGAAGCCCGAGGAGGAGGGCAGCGACGACAUUGACGGAGAUAUUCACCUGUGGACCAACGGAGCCAAAGUGAGCCAAGCAGGAGUGGAGGCCAUGAUCCUGCUGGUGAACCACGGCCAGGGCGUGGAGAUCCAGGUCCGCGGACACGACUCGGAGCGGGCCAAGUGCUACACCCUGCUGGACACCAUCUGUAGUAUAACAGAGAACCUGCUGGCCUCCACGCUGCCCGGACAGCUCACCGCCAAAUACUACCUGAGUCCUCAGCAGCUGCGGGAACAUCACGCCCCCAUCAUGAUCUACCAACCCAAAGACUUCUUCCGGGCUCAAGUCCAGCGGGAAACAUCGCUCACCAACACCAUGGGCGGCUACCGGGAGAGCUUCAGCAGCAUCCUGUCCUUCGGCUGCGCUGAGGUUUACCAGCAGGGGAUUCUGGGAACGGACGUCCACAUCUCAGACGUCCCCCUGCUGGCCCGCAGGAAGCUCUGCCGCAUGUUGGACCCCCCCGACGCUCUAGGGAAAGACUGGUGCCUGCUGGCCAUGAACCUCGGCCUCACCGAUCUGGUGGCCAAACACAGCAACGGGACUCCGAACGGCGCCCCUGAGCUGGACUCGGAGCCGGACUCCCAGCAGGCCGUGCUGCAGCCCAGCCCGACGGCGGCGCUGCUGCAGGAGUGGAGCGGCCGAGCGAACAGCACGGUCGGCGUUCUGAUGGCCAAGCUGAGGGAGCUCGGCCGCCGAGACGCAGCGGACUUCCUCCUCAAAGCGUCUCCUGUGUUUAGGGUCAACAUGGAGGCGCUGGGAGGAGCCACCAACGGAUACCCGCCCACCUGCAACGGCGGCACGUCGUACAACUCCAUCAGCUCCGUCAUAUCCCGCUGAGGAGGCCCUCUGUGCUCGCCAAACAUCAGAUACUUCAGCUGAUGUGACAUUUUCCCUCAAAACUGGACACAGACUUGUGUGUGAAAGAAGUGCAAUCGUUCCAGAGUCCAGCUGCUCGCUCUUUAAUCGCUCCAUCACGUUGGCGUAUGAACCAGAUGUUGUGUUUGUGCUCUCCACACCUGUACAGCCGACCCUUCCCUCCACUAUGAAUGUUGUGAAAGAACUGAACGUCCUGAGCUCCAAAGAGGAAUCCUGUGUUUUAAUUCUGUUCUUAAAUCUCGUUGUGCUGCUUAUUAAUAAUCCCUCCGACUCUACUGCACGCUCACACCUACAGCUAACAGUUAGGAAAAGGCACAUUUAAACAAUCUGCACAUGAAUGGAUGGCUGAGAAGAUGGACCUCCAUCCUCAUGUACCACACUGAGGACUCUGUGGUUCACUGUACGUGUAGGAGGCGGCCGUCUUUACUGGCUCCAUCCAUCAGUUCCUUUUAACUUCAUCUUCCUCCCCACUUCUGUUCUACUGACAUUUGGCCGCUCAGCUUAGCUUUUAAUAAAUUAACAGCAUUUUUUUCAGAGUGCCUUCGUGGCCUUCUACCUCCCUAAAGAGCACAAACAGUCUUGUUAUUAUAAAAACGAUAGUUCUUUCCAAACAUUUGAAGACCUGUGCCUUGUUCACACUAAUAGUAAAAUCAAUUUCAAAACAAGUUUAAGAGCAGGCAGCUGUCACGAGAAAGGAAAAGGCCAUUUUACACAUUAAAAAUGAACUCUUUAUUCAUGUUGUAAGAUUUUAAAAACUGAAUUUCACUUUCCACAAAGCAACCAGAGCUGCAGGUUUAUUAGAAAACAGAUUGAGAGUUGAUGAGCUCUGUAGGUCAAAGGGAAACAUUCCAUUCAUGUUUAACUGGUGUACUCGAAGGUUUUUAAAGCUAAUCUUGAAUUCCGUCAUCCAUCCAUCCAAAUAAUGGAGCAACUAAAAUAUUUUGUGCAUUAGUUUUUGGAUUAAUUCUUUAUUUACAGGUCCCAGAAGUUCCUCAUAAUUUCCUUUAAAGUUUACUGUUGAACAAACUCCGUAACGUCACACUAAUCCAGUUUCUGUCUCGAGUCGGACUCUAAAGUUUUCAGAUUUUCUCCAACUUUUCUCCAGUUAGAUUAGUGUCUAUCUCGCCUGUUACAGUCUUAAACCUUUCCAUUUAUUUUCUCAUAGAGAGACUAAAUUCUCAUUUACAAGCAACGCUGUAAUCUCUGCAGUGUCUUUGUCUUGUAGCAAACAAGCAUCUUCAGUUUGGAUGGACAGUUUUAUGCUCAAAUGUCUUAAAAAUGUCUAUACUUAGGUUAUUAUAUGUGAGGAUUUUCUAGCAAAUGAAAUGAGUUUUUCCUCUGUUACUCUCACAUCUCAAACUUUUACAAAUCAAAACACCUUAAGGAAUAAUAGUACGUUACAUUACAGCUGCCUCACACUAUAUUCAAUAUAUAAUCAGGGCUGUUUUAGUAGUUCUCAGUCCUAAAACUACUCAGACGUUUACUCUCAGCCUCAACUUCACAUUUACUACACUCAGAGAACAAUAAGACCAAAUGCUGAGGCUGUUAUUUGAGUUUAAUGGGCUAAACGUAGCUGAGUUUAAUGACUCGAGACACUGACUCAACUGUUCCUGGUUUGCACAGUAGUUGUUAGUGACUCUACUGCUCUCUGCUUUAUUCUCACAGCGAGUUGGAAUUGAUUCAUUAGAAAUGCAUCAUUUUUGUAGCUUUAGAAAGCAGCCCUGCAUCGAUGCCAAAAACUGCAUUUCCUCGAAAGGCCACUUAAAAGGCUGAUUCUAAAUGGGAGUCGAUCUCCAUUAGUCUGACCCACCAGAUGUUGACUGUUGGGUCAUUUACGGCGCACAUUUCUCGUGGCUUUUUCCUCCCAUUUCACUAUCUGCAUUCAAAAUUACCUUUUAACAGCGACAGCAUCUUGAAUGUUGAAAAUACAAAGUUUUAGAUCAGAGCAGGGGAAUUUUACUGACAGUGCUCGCCUCCCUGCUUUUAAAUGUUACACCAAAACAAGGGACCAGCAAUGGGGUACUUAUUUACAUAAAAACAUAGUGUUACAGUAGAAUGAUAACGGGUGCAAUCACACCAUUCUGUUGUAGAGAUUGUGAGCCAACAGAUGGUCCUCUUAUGCUAAAAUGUCCGACUUUACAGCAGACAGAAACAUGUUUACAGCCAUUUAGUCCAUCUUUGUAUACAGUCAAUGGAUUGAACACUUUCUAAAUGUUCUGAUGUAUAAAUAUGAGGAAACUGUGGGGCCUGUAAACAAAAGCAUCUCUAUAAAUGUUUUCACUUCAUCUAUUUCCAUUCACACAAAGGGAACUGUAGCCAUUUUUACAGAAGGAGAGUUUUUUUCUAUAGUGUCUUAUUGAAGAGUCCUCGCUGCAGUGGGGGACAAAUAUCUGCAGAAAGCACUGAUGUUAGAAAUCAUCAUGGCAGACAGGGUGGAGUUUAACGCUGCUGAGCUCCAGGGUCCGACUGAGAACCCAAACUAUUAACUUUGAACAGGAAGUGCCACCAAAAUGCUAAAAAAGUAACAUUUAGAACGGUGAUUUUUGUAAUUGGGUUCAUUUCUAACCUUUUCUACUAAGCUGAGAUGUAACCAGCUUGUUACAGUAAACACUCCUGACGCUGCGCAUCUUUAAUGCUUCCUCGACAGCUUUGUGUUGGUCAGCGGACCAACACAGGGACGACAACAAUCCAGUUACCGUCCACAGUGUCAGAUUCUUUGCACAGUGGCAUCGACGCCACCUCCGUCAAGCUAAAUUUGAGCUCCUCUCGGUAUCGCUGUCAGUGUUGGCCGGCCACGCGUGGCUUCACAUCUCCUUUCACUUUGUCUUUUUAUAACCUGAAGCUGCAGCUCGGCCUGCUCAGCAAAAAGCAGGGAAGAGACGGCGUCAACUUAGUAUUGUUAGCUGAUUUAAGAAGAAGAAAAAAGGCCAAAGGCUGCUGAUGACAGAAAUGUCCCAGAAGAAGCAUUUUCACUUUUGUGUAUGCUGGUAUUUUCUAAUGUUUGUGCCCUUCACUUGGAACCAGAGAAACUUUUCAGUGCAUAUACGUGUUGAUGUUGGGAAGAUUCCGAAAAUAAAAAAAGUUCGAUUUUAUGGAUGUAAAAGGCCUUUUUUUCAGAAGAUGAGCUCCGUGCCAGAGUGCAGUAUUCGGUGUCUGCUUCACUUCCUCCAGUGUUACCAUCUGUUUCCAAUGCUGUACUUCUCUCACUAUUUUCGUCUCGGCCUGAACUUGCCAAUCGACACAGCGAACCUGCAGCUGUCAUGUAAAUACUCGAGGCCUGUUUUCACGACUUCAUGUUCAACUUUUUUUUUUUUUUUGCCCAGACAUGUUUAGGCAAAAUGAAUGUACUUCACAGAAAGGUAUGUGGAGGUGAGAGUUCAACAUGUGUACAAAAACACCAUGAAAUGAAAUGUCCCAAACUCAAUUUAAUGAUUUUUUUCUUGCUUUCAUUGAAGUCGUGUAUUAUCAUUGCCAAUGUUGUGUGCCUAAAACACACUCCUCUCAUAUUAUUAUUAUCACCUUGUACAGAUUCCAAGCUGAGAAGUGUCACAAAGGGAGCUGAAUAUCAUGUCUGGUUCUCCUGUUUCAGGCAUAUUAUUUUGUAAAAGCUGAGAAUAAUAUUAUCAACUCUGUCUCCAUUUCCCCUCUGAAGAGAGUCCGACCAAAACGGGUGGAUCUGAAGGUGAGAUAGAGACGAGGAAAGAUGGUUUUACUUUGGAGUGAAUUUCUCCCUCGGAGACUUCGGUCUGACCGCCGCGUUGCACAAGUCUUUCUGUCGCUAUUUAUGUUCCAUUCUUUUAGCAUGUCUUGGAAUGCCAUGUUCUUAGUACUUCUGACACUUUAUAGUGUAAUACAUUUUAUAAUAAAUUCUUUACCUAA